CUGCAAAGCAGCAGGUGGUGCAGAGUGCCUUAUGAUGGAGUCUCCGCGAUAGGCGCGCGUUGCAGUCUUGCCUUGCCACAGGUGCACUCACCUGUCGGCUAGCGCUGCCUCACUUGUGCAUUCCCCGCCAGAACUUUUUUUCGGUUCGACUCACGGCAAAACCUGCGGUCGUACUCCACCUCAGUCGAUUUGUGGCAACUCCACCGUCCGGUCUUGGGAUCCAUCCGAGCCAGAUUGAACAUCACAUGUGUGUGUCUAUCGCCCCAUCAUCUAACGCUCUGUAAUUCCCAACUAGCGAGAAGUUUCUUACGCUUCCGUGAAGCGGCGGGCGGACGCGUGUUUAGAAAACUCUCCCCCAGUCUCGAAUUCAUUUCGUGAUUUUUUUUUGUUGGCCUUUUUUUUCCACCGGUUCGUUUUGGUGUCCGCCGGCCCGAGGACGGUCCGAGUGAGAUUUUAUUUUUGAUAACUUUCCUCGGAUGGAAUAGCGAUGUGAAUAGGCGGUAAAGGGGCCUCGGCCCGUCAUCUGAAAGAAGAGGGUCCAAUCGAAAUGAAUGCUCACUUCUCCUCCAAACUUCGAUUGUUGUUUGUAUUCCACCUACUUUCAAAAUUUAAUUUUACCGUCGCGGGAACUUGUUGGUCCACGAUGUCAACCACUGGUAGAUGCACCGAAAUACUGUACGAGAAAAGUGACAAAGAAAAUUGUUGUGCUGAUCAUUCUGUCUACACUGCUUGGUCCGCUGAUGAUCUGGAUUCCGGAAGCCUAUUUUUUUGGAGAGUUUUAGGUGGUGGAGUUCCUUGUGUUUCCUGUAAAGGUAGGAGAAGUGACUCUUGUAAGGAUGUCAAAUGUGAUGCAGAUAAGACCUGCGUGCUGAGAAAGGGUGUCCCAAAAUGUGUUUGUUCGUCAAGAUGCAAGGAAGGCAAACUCAAAUCCAGAGGACCUGUCUGUGGAUCAGACGGACGAAGUUAUCGCAAUAUUUGUAGACUGAAAAAAAGGGCAUGCCGAAAAAAGACGCCCUCUCUCACGGUUGCCUACAAUGGUAUUUGCCAAAAUUCCUGUGAUAGAAUAAGUUGUCCAUCAGGCAAACACUGCGUUCUAGAUCAGAAUCUGAGUCCCCACUGUGUAUACUGCACCUUCAAUUGCCCAGCAAUUCCGAAAAGACGUCAGGUCUGUGGAAUCGAUGGUAACACCUAUCCCAGUGCUUGCCAUUUGAAACAGAAGACUUGCAGAGUGGGAAGAGCCAUACCCUUGGCCUAUAAAGGUCCUUGCAGAGCAAAUGCAACUUGCGAUAAUGUACGAUGUCGGGACCAGCAGGCCUGUCUGACUGAUUUCAAAACUGGCCUACCCCGCUGUACAACCUGCAAUUUGAACUGUCGCCCCAGGCAAAUGCACGGUCCCAUUUGUGGAACAAAUGACGUUACUUAUCACUCUUGGUGUCACAUGAUGCAAGAUUCUUGCACGAAAGGCGUAGUUGUAGAAACUAAGUACAGCGGGAAAUGUGAUGGCGCUUUAAACACUUGAUCAAAAGCUCUAGUAUCCAUAGUUAUUAGGGAAAUUUGAAACCAAAGACUCUCAGAGGAUCUGAAUGAAACUUCAUCAAUGUUAUAUGGAACAGAGAAGACUUACUGAUUCAAUAUUCUUGAAAAAAAAUGCUCGCACCCAAUUUCGAUAAAUUCACGAAAAAGUUUUUGGUAGAAAAUUUGUCUAAUUCGUAUCUUCCAAUCGAUUGUUUCGCUGAGAAUCAAUUCUUAUUCUUCACGACUGAAAUUUAGUAUUUAACUUUGAAAUUUUUGUAACGUAUAAUUUUAUAGGAUAUUCGAGUGUAGCUUUAAAAUUUAAGAAAUUGUAAUGAAUGUGUUAUUUAUAGAAAAUGUUGUUAUUGAUAUAUCUAAUAAUUGAAAUGGAUCGUUAAAAGAAAUUUAGAAUGUCAGUUUGAAACAUGUAAUAGAUCAGGAAUUCCCUAGAAGCGAAUGAGGUAUUUGAAACCAACUCCUGAGCUUGAAUCCUGGCGUAUAAAUUAUAUAGGACAUUGCGGGUGUAAAUGAUGUGAUAUGGUUGUCAUAUCUACAGAAAUUUAGUUGAAAUAUUUAGCUCCAAUAACUGUUUUAGAUUGGAAUAUGAACUGAUAUUUGGUAGUUAGACUUUCUCGCUCUGGCAUCUACUAAUCAAAGUAUUGAUCGCAUCCUAUUCUCGUUGUCCAAACGAAAUAUGUAGGAAUUUUAAUUUUUUUUUUCAACUACAAACAUAUUGAAAAUAUAUAUAAUACUCAUAAGUCAACGACAUGACUGUAAGAGGAUCUGUUGAUUCUGAUUAACGUGGAAAUAGAUGAAGAGAGAGAUUAUUUGUACCUUCGAUCUAUGUCUGUUCUGAAUAUUUUUCUUAUUUUUGUGACUUGUUUACUGUUUGUUCAAAUUUUCCUAUUUAUUUGUUGCCUUUUCUGUACAGUAUUGAUUAUAUUCUGCUAUUUUUGUAUUGUUAAUUAUAAGGAGUUUUCAUAUUAUUCACCUUGAUUAGACUGGCUAAAUUAUUAAAUAUAUAUUUAUUAUUAUAAAAUAUCUAGAUUCGAAUAAAAACUGCUACUAAAUUGAA
This is a messenger RNA of Coccinella septempunctata (seven-spotted ladybird), 2587 nucleotides long. It is a transcript of the gene Fs, whose product is annotated as follistatin. Gene Ontology annotation, biological process: anatomical structure development. The transcript is spliced from 7 exons. The coding region runs from base 548 to 1519 and encodes 323 amino acids. The record is from RefSeq and is a predicted model, not a curated record. Lineage: Eukaryota; Metazoa; Arthropoda; Insecta; Coleoptera; Coccinellidae. Gene Ontology annotation, molecular function: extracellular matrix binding; protein binding; calcium ion binding.